AUGCCGGAGCAUCACCACCACCCACGCCCGUCGACCAGCCAUCCCUGCCGUGCUAAUCCUGCCCACGCACGACUCCGUACUACAAAGAUGGGAUGGACACGCUGUUAUUGGAUUGCCGUGAUGCCGCGGUCCAAGCAAUUUACUCCGUACUCACAUCCCCGACGUCGAGUGGAGCGACGUGGAGCUUGCCAACGUGCGUCGUAA
Messenger RNA from Purpureocillium lilacinum, 204 nucleotides. The record is from RefSeq and is a predicted model, not a curated record. Lineage: Eukaryota; Fungi; Ascomycota; Sordariomycetes; Hypocreales; Ophiocordycipitaceae.